Messenger RNA from Plutella xylostella (diamondback moth), 4568 nucleotides. RefSeq names its product Coiled-coil and C2 domain containing 2A (gene Cc2d2a). Gene Ontology annotation, biological process: protein localization to ciliary transition zone; non-motile cilium assembly. Gene Ontology annotation, cellular component: ciliary transition zone. The record is from RefSeq and is a predicted model, not a curated record. NCBI's taxonomy places the organism in Eukaryota, Metazoa, Arthropoda, Insecta, Lepidoptera, Plutellidae.
AUUAACUUUCAGAAGUUUUAAUAAUUUAUUGAGUUAGCUUAAAUCUAAAUUAAGUAAGUAUGGCUGAAAGUGUUGAGUUAAAAUCUUUACGAAAAUAUAAAAAGUCUACUAGUGAUACUAUUGAAGAAUACAAUGAUUCAAAUUAUGAAGAAUCCACUGAAUUGGCGCCUUUAAAACUCGAAAAAGCAACAAACGAAUAUGAUUUUUUCACUGAGGUUGAUGUUAAAACAACACAAAAGAUUAAAAAGAAAAGAGCUAAGAAGAAAGAGCGACAUUCUAAUUUAAUGGAUAUUAUAAAUUCUGAGCUUGCGGCAGUUGAAAUACCUAUAGAAAAAAAUGUAAUCAAUAAGAUGAAUUUUUCUAAAGAACAACAAGCAACUUAUAUGGAUCCUGGCCCCAAGGUUUUAGAUAUUUUUCAAAGAAGGUAUCAAUGGGCCACUGAUGCAGAAGGCGGAUGGGAAACUAAUUCAAGCUGUAAGUUGAAUCCGAUUUUUCCGAAAGUUCUAGAACAAAGUACCGCAACGGAAUCUAAUUUUAUACCAGUAGAAUAUGUAAAACCUAAUCACUUUGAUAAAUUGGCACUGGAUAUGGAGAAUACUGCUCAAACUCCUACAAAGUUUGCAGAUGUUGAAAUUGGAAACAUUAAAUUUAAAUAUCACCAUCACUUUACCCUUGAGGAUCUUUUAGUUCAAAAACUAUUAAUUGUAUAUGAUAUUUAUGUAGAUAUUCAAAGAUUUAUUAAAAGGACCGUAAAAAACAUCCAAGUAAAUAGAGAAACUAUUGAUAAUUUAAAAAGAGACCUAUACAAAAUAAGCCCAAAGAAAGAUGACGUAAGAUUUGAUCCUACUAUAAGAAAAUAUAUGGCCCAGAUGAUAGAAAGUAAGGAUACAUACAUGGAAACAUUAAAAAAGGAAAAAGAAACCCUCAAUGAUAUUAUAUCGAUAUGGUCCGAUUUAGAAACCGUAAGGGAAAGAAAUGGUCAAUUGACAAGUUAUGCAUUGGAAAUAAGUACAUUUACCUUGGAAGAAGAAGAGUAUGAAAUGGAAUGGAAAAACGUCUUCGACGAAGAGCUGAAUUAUUUACUACAAAAGAUGGAAUUUGAAUUCGUUAGUAAAUAUAUUGAAUACAAGGAGUACAAAAAUACAUUUGAAAAAAUUAGUAAACCAAAACUACAUGUCGAUGAAGAAAUAGUCAAGAAUGAAGCAGAAGGAAAUACUAACAAAAUCGUUAGAAAAGAUAAAAUUAACAUCAAACUAAAGGUUGUAGACGUAGAUAAGAGACACACCAAAACGUCAGCAGAAUAUAAUCCAAAAAUAAAUUACCAUUUUAAGGUACACGUUGAUGAUUUAUUCGUUUGCGAGUCAGAUCAUCACUUGUGCAAAAAAGAUUAUAAUCUUGAAUUUACAGAACAUUAUUCAGUACAAAUACUUCCGGAAAAUGUAUUUAUCCUAUUAGCUUUGUAUGAAAACAAUGACGAAGUGGCGCAAGUAAAAAUUUAUUUAUCAGAAAUAAGUAAAAAAGGGACGAGUUCAGAGUUUAAUACAGUUGAAUUCAUGUUCAAUAAUAUAAUAGAACCUAAUGCAAAAUACAUAGGCUGUGGAUUCAGCAUUAAAGAAAUUGCCGCGGCUAACAAGGUCAGGCUUAAAAGUUGUAAUUUGUUCAAAGGAAAUAUCUAUACAACAUGCGAAACUCGUGUAAAAAUUACGUUAAAUGAUGAGUUAAAAGACAGCAACCAAGAAGAUUUUCAGUCGUAUGUCCGAUUAAGCACUAAAAUAGAACGGCUUUUGAAUGGCACUGAACAAGCAACUAUUGAUCACCUCACAGAAAUAAUAGAAAAAAUAUACGACCAAGAUAUUAGUAAGAAUGAAGAAAUGAUGAACACAUUGAAUAAUAUCUGCCACUUAAAAGUUAGAAUAGAUGAUGAUUUUGAUAUAGAUGAGAAUAGCACAGAAUUUGUUAGAAUUAAACUUUUACACUUACGAGAUAAGGGUGAGCUAUCACAUGCUGACAACAAAUCUGUGCCAUUUUACGCAAGUCAAAUAACUACAGAACAAUUGAAUUCUUUACAAAGGAGUAAACAAAAAGAUUUUGAUAUUAACAAUUUCAAUGCUGAUAAGUAUACAGAUAUGAAUCCAAUCGAGUUGAAAAGAUAUAUUGGGUCAAAAUAUAUUGAAAAGCUAAAUCAAAAUUUGGUUAAAACCUUGAGUGACACACUAUUAAAAAAGACAUAUAAAGACGUAGUUUGCGAUUUUAGAGAUCUAAGCAUUAGGGGACUGUUUUCAAACCAGUCUAGUUUUAUUAGUAAAUCGAUAGGCGCAACCACAAAAAAUAUACAAGAGUCAAUAUCCAAAGAUCAAGAAAUACACGUAACAAUUUUGAGAGCAUUCAACUUGCCCGACAGAACGCCAUGUAUUAUGACUGAAGAAGAAAUUGCCGAUGAACAAGAAGAAAGUAUCGCAGGCUAUAAAGUCAGGUCAUUGAGACCUUUCGUUAAGAUUAGCUACCGAGGAGUAAAUGCGCAAACUACCACAGCUAUCGGUAGCUAUCCAACCUGGAAUCAAACGCUAAAAUUAGUUGUAAAGCCGGGAUUGCUAUCAUCAAUCUUUAUCAACUUAUAUGACGAACAGAAAGUAAACAUUUCUGAGAGCUAUGUGGAGGAUUCUUCAUUUCAAAGCAAAACUUUACACUAUAGGUGCCACAAUAAAUGGCUGGGAAUGUUAGAAUUGCCAUUGUACAGCGUAUUGGCAUUUGGGAAGAUCAAAGGAACAUUUAAAAUAAAUAUGCCAUCGCUCUUACUCGGCUACGAAAACCACGAUGGCAAAAAGGAGUCUUCAAGAUCUCUAAUACCAGAAGUGACCCAACUAAUGAGAAAGGAAAGCUCGUUCAUAUCACUGCAAAUAUCCACAAAGUCUGGUCAAGGGUUCAAUCAUAGAUACGACUUACCAACAGUAAAUAACAAUGAAGAUGAUUACAUAAUCAAACAUUUGAACAAUUUCGUAACUGAAUAUCUGAUGGAUUUUCCAACACGUAACAUAUCUCUGACGUUCAUUGAUAGUGGCGGGAAAAACAAGUGCAUUACUCAGUAUCUGCAGCCAAUUCCAUUACCAGAUUACGAAUGUUUUCCCAAAAACCCCAAAAGGUCUGAAUCGGCUGUAUCCAAGAGCUCUAAUCUGUCGAAAAGUUCAUCUUCAAAAAGUGCGGAAUACAAAAGAAAUGUGGACUUAGAAAAGGGACAGGAGAUUGAAAAGGAGUCCCUAUAUAGUAGCUUCGACGGAAGGAAUUGGAAAAAGACUGACAAUCCUCUUGAAAAAAUGAUGAAUGCAGCAUUGAGAUAUGUUUCUCUAAUACCAUGUUAUGAGGUGAACGCGAGCCAUGUUGUUACUUUGAUGGGAGUGGAAUUACUCAAAAUACUACAUGGAUCGCCUUUAGACCAUACCAUUUUACUCGCCAGCUAUUUUCUCUACCUGGGUCUGAAAACCUUUGUAGCUAUUGGCCAAGGUCUACCGAGAGGUCGUAGCAGCUACGUCCUAACAAAAUACGAUCUGAGACUGCACAGGAUGGUCACUUCUACAGAUCAAUGGACUAGUAAAGCGGGAUUUUUGAGUAGAAACAGCGGAUUCGUAUGGUAUGUGUACGACGCCGUCAAAGGAGAAAGAUUCGAGUUGAGGGACGUCAGUUGUCCGUUGAAAUCUGUGGAUUAUGUUUUCGAUAAUGAGAACAUAUGGGUGAAUGUACAAUCGGCACAAGAUUGCGAGAGUGUAACAUUUGAAUUUUCGAAAUCAUCUGACUGGAGUCCGGUGUUCGACAAAAAUAUAUUCAUUAUGAAGAAUCCGAUAGUAAAUGACAGCAACCUGUACAAAACUCCCCCUAACUUGGAGGAGUUGCGAAAUGCUUUAGAAAAUAAACUCAAAUUAAAAAUACAGAAAUGGCGAUCUCACACAAAGACUAUUUGGAACAGGUACUGCAGUUCACUAUUCCGUGAGAUGCUCCCUCAGUGGGAGUACUGGGCGCUCAGCCCGAGCGAGCCUCGACCUGCACUGGGGCAGCGGAUGAGGCAACUCAUGGUCACUUACAAGGUGUAUGGUUUCCCGAUGAACCUUCCAUUCGUGAACACGAAGGCGGUGGUGGCGGCCAUCAAGUCGACGAAUGUGCAUGUGUACGACGACCCUAAUGCAGAGUUCGGACUAGCGGUGGAAGUGUACGCCUACCCUAAUGACGUUAUCAGUGUCUGGGUGUUUUUAGCUAGUGUUAGUAGAAUUUAAGAUAAAUAGUUUUAUUUAAAAUUAAUGUUAGCGUGUAUUGUAAUGUAAGUAAGAAAAACUCACAUGGAAGAGAAAUAUAAAAUUUAUUUUUAAAACUCAUUCAGGAAUUCUUUAAAACAGUUCAUUAAAUAAAAAAUAGAGCUUGUAUGUCUUUUCGUUUUAAUUUUAAUGCUAACAAAAUAAAAAUUAACAUUUAUUUCCGUUGAAGUAUAAAAAUAUAGGUAAAAAUAGAAAAGAAGUUACAGUAUUACGUGUCCUAGAGAAUAUUAUACGGCGUUGGAGGUGACCGGCCCGGCUCGACAGUGA